AUGAGGAUGACUGAAUGUUUACAAGAUCAAAAUAAUUAUCUUAUUGAUACUUCAACUCCAGAGACAUUGGAACGGGAUUUUUAUGCUUGGUUAAAUACUGAUUACCCUCCAAAUUAUUCAUAUCCAUCAUCUGGUUAUAUGUAUUCUGGUGGAAAAAUGUAUUAUGCUCCAACAAAUUAUACAACAUCAACAAUGUCAUGUUCAGGGGAUGAAGCACAAUCAGAUAGAUCAUCACCAAAUUUAUCAUCAUCACCUCAAAGUAUUAUGGGUGAGAAUGUUGAGUAUAAUUAUUAUAAUUAUCCAGCUCCAAUGACGAUAACUUCAAAUAUGGUACAAAGAGAUGAUAUAUAUACAAAUGGAUAUCCAAAUAUAUCUCAAAAUUCAUCAUUACAUCAUCCACUUCAACAAGGUACUAUUAUGGGAAAUGGUUUGAUUGGUAAUAAUUACAUGUUAAAACAAAAUAAUAUCCACCAACAACAUCAUAAUCCUCAUCAUCCAAUUAAUGGUGGAAUGAUUAUGAAUUGUAAUGAUAAUAUGAUAAGAGGAGGAAAAAUAUCUAAUAAUACACAAAUAAAUAAUACAAAUUUUAUUACAACUAGUAGUUCAUCAUCAUCACCACCACAAUCACAACAGACAACAUCAUCAUCAUCAUCAUCAUCAACAUCAACAACAACAACAACAACAAAUUGUACUCCACCAUCAAAUCAAGGAAGAUCCUCUGGUACUAAUCAAUUAGGAAGAACAUACUCACCAGGAUUACCAUUAUCGAUGGGUGAAAGAGAACAAAUUGUUGCUUUAUAUCAAAAUGGUUGGAAAAUAUGUGAUAUCUCAAAAAAAUUAUGUGUUACACAUUCAUGUGUAUCAAAAAUAUUAAAUAGAUUUCGCCUAACAGGCUCCGUCCGUCCCAAAGAUGCUAAAGAAGGGCGUGUGGAGUCACCAUUAGUCAUAGCUAUACGUGAUUACAGAUUUAGACUUGGUAUGACAAGGCAAAGUGAGAUACGUGAACAAUUAAUUGCUGAUGGUAUAUGUAGUCGGGAGAAUGCUCCAAGUAGAAGUAGUAUUAAUCACAUUCUUCGCACUAAAUUAGAUAUAAAAAAGAAACCAAAAAUUGUUUAA
Messenger RNA from Strongyloides ratti, 1116 nucleotides. RefSeq names its product Paired domain and Homeodomain-like and Winged helix-turn-helix DNA-binding domain-containing protein. Lineage: Eukaryota; Metazoa; Nematoda; Chromadorea; Rhabditida; Strongyloididae. The transcript is spliced from 3 exons. The record is from RefSeq and is a predicted model, not a curated record. Gene Ontology annotation, molecular function: DNA-binding transcription factor activity, RNA polymerase II-specific; RNA polymerase II cis-regulatory region sequence-specific DNA binding. The coding region runs from base 1 to 1116 and encodes 371 amino acids. Gene Ontology annotation, biological process: anatomical structure development; regulation of transcription by RNA polymerase II.